This is a messenger RNA of Sorex fumeus (smoky shrew), 1168 nucleotides long. RefSeq names its product protein FRA10AC1. The coding region runs from base 106 to 1053 and encodes 315 amino acids. The record is from RefSeq and is a predicted model, not a curated record. NCBI's taxonomy places the organism in Eukaryota, Metazoa, Chordata, Mammalia, Eulipotyphla, Soricidae. Gene Ontology annotation, molecular function: phosphatase activity. Gene Ontology annotation, biological process: dephosphorylation. The transcript has 14 exons.
GCAGGGCCCGGCGCGGCUCGAUCCUUGCUCCGCUCCCGGGAGGCAGAUUCUGCAGACCCCGGCGUCGCCCGGCGCUCGUAGUAGUUGUUGACUUCGUAGCCCGAAAUGCAUGGUCAUGGAGGCUACGACUCUGACUUCAGUGAUGAUGAACAUUGUGGAGAAUCUGGCAAAAAGAGAAAAAGGACUGUGGAAGAUGAUUUACUGCUCAAAAAGCCAUUUCAGAAAGAAAAACAUGGAAAAGUGGCCCAUAAACAAGUUGCAGCAGAACUGCUGGACAGGGAAGAAGCAAGAAAUAGAAGAUUUCAUCUCAUAGCUAUGGAUGCUUAUCAGAGACAUACAAAAUUUGUAAAUGACUAUAUUUUAUACUAUGGCGGCAAAAAAGACGACUUCAAGAGAUUAGGGGAAAAUGAUAAGACUGAUAUGGACGUUAUACGAGAAAAUCAUAGGUUUCUAUGGAAUGAGGAGGAUGAAGUGGAUAUGAAUUGGGAGAAGAGGCUUGCAAAGAAAUACUAUGAUAAAUUAUUCAAAGAAUACUGCAUAGCAGAUCUCAGUAGAUACAAAGAAAAUAAGUUUGGAUUUAGGUGGCGAAUAGAAAAAGAAGUAAUUUCAGGAAAAGGUCAGUUUUUCUGUGGAAAUAAAAGUUGUGAUAAAAAAGAAGGCUUGAAGAGUUGGGAAGUUAAUUUUGGUUAUAUUGAGCAAGGUGAAAAGAGAAAUGCACUCGUUAAAUUAAGAUUAUGCCAAGAAUGUUCCCAUAAAUUAAAUUUUCAUCACAGGAGAAAAGAAGUUAAGUCAAAGAAAAGAAAAGAUAAAACCAAAAAACGUGGUGAAGAAUCAUCACAUAAAAAAUCCAGAUUAUCUUCUACAGAAGAGCACUCCAAGAAGAAGGAUAAAGGACAUUCAUCCUCAAAGGAACCAGAAAGUUCUGUAAAUGGAAACUCAGAUGAGGAAGAAAGUACUUCAGAAUCUGAACUUUGGAAAGGCCCAUUACCAGAGACAGAUGAAAAAUCACAGGAAGAAGAAUUUGAUGACUAUUUUCAAGAUUUAUUUCUUUGAGAUGGAGAAAGAAACUACAUUCCUUGAUGUGAAAGUUCAUUUUGAAAUGCUUUACAAGUAUUUUCAUCUACAAGUUGCAUUUGAGUGGUUUGUUUUUAAAAUAAAAACCGAGUUA